AUGUUUUACUUUUAAACGUGUAACGUCAUGCGAAGAUAGUGUAGCAUAACAAAUGUCGUGUCACGGUGAUGUUUAUAUGUAAAUAUUUGUAUGAAUGUUAAAAUACAUAAUUUACUGUACGCCCAUUUAAUUGUCAUGUAGUGUAUAUGCGCGCUUACAUCCACACAUCCCUUCUCUGCUUGCUUCUCUGUGAGUGUCCCCAGAAGGGGAAAAGAAACAUUUCCAUUGGUCCUUUCAGGGGGAGAGGAGGAGAAAACGCCGAAGACCAACUCGAAUUCCUCAAACCUCCUCAAAUUUCCUCCAAGCCGUCGUCGAAACCUCCUCUCUGGUCCACUUCUCUUCCUCACCCAUCCGAGCCGCUCUCGACUUAACGAUGUUGCGGGGUGUCGCCGUGCUCCUGUUAGCCCUGGCUCUCUCUCACGCAGAGGAGCUUCAGAGCAAGAGCAAAGUGUGCGCCAACGUUUUCUGCGGCGCCGGCCGAGAGUGCGCCGUCACCGAGAAGGGGGAGCCCAGCUGUCUGUGCAUAGAGAGCUGUAAGCCCCACAAGAGGUCGGUGUGUGGCAGCAACGGCAAGACCUACAGGAACCACUGCGAGCUGCACCGAGACGCCUGUCUGAGCGGACUGAAGAUCCAAGUGGCCCAUGAUGGACACUGCCAGGAGAAGAAGAACGAGCAGGCGGCUGCCAGCCCAGUGGUGUGCUACGCUGCUGACCGCAACGAGCUCAGGGGCCGUGUCAUCCAGUGGCUGCAGACGGAGGUCAUCCCGGACGGCUGGUUCACCAAGGGCUCCAACUUCUCCGACAUCCUGCUCAAGUACUUUAAGUCCUACGACAACGGAGAUUCCACGCUGGACUCCUCUGAGCUGCUCAAGUUCAUCCAACACAACGAGUCGGUGGCGACUGAGAUGCAGUCCUACGCCGACCAAGAGAGCAAUAAGUUGCUCAGGAGCCUGUGUGUCGACGCCCUCAUCGAGCUGUCUGACGAGAACGCAGACUGGAAGCUGAGCUUCAAUGAAUUCCUCAACUGCCUGAAGCCGGGAUUCAACCCGCCGGAGAAGAAGUGUGCCUUGGAGGAUGAGACCUAUGAGGACGGAGCAGAGACCCAGGUGGAGUGCAACCGCUGUGUUUGUGCGUGCGGCAACUGGGUGUGCACUGCUAUGACUUGCACAGACAAGACAGCUGCUGUGGAUGAGCCAACUGACGGCGGUGCGGAGAUGACCGAGGAGGAGUGGAACGUCCGUGUGGCCGAGCUGAACAAACACCAGGAAACGGUGGAGAAAAUGAAGUCCAGCAGCGCAAAGGAGGCUUAAACGACGAUGCAAUCACAAAGCCGGGAUGCACACGACGGCCACCCUUUUCCUCCAUACUUGACGUACCUUUGCAGCCUGCGUGUUGUCAAUGUCGGUAUCUCCAAACUGACUUUUACAUCUUUCACAACUAUUUCAAUUAUUCUUAUGACACAUUUUGUUGCAGUCUUAAAGUGUUUUUAUGUUUGUUAGUUCCGGGGGGGGGCUAUUACCGCAGAACUCCCUCCUCUCAGUACUGUCAUAUUUGAUUGUAUUAACUACUCCUGUACACGUCUUUACUACUUAUUGUUUGCAGUUGGACCAGCGAUUCAUUUUGUUGGCGCGUAUGUAGGCUCAUACUUGACCAAUGCACUUGUUUUGUUUUUUUUUAUGUUGUUGUUGUUCUCCCUCGUAGUCCACCCCAAGCAACCAACGUGAGGUAACUUACUAGACAUUGAGCAGCAAAAACAUGUGGUCGUAUGUGCACUUUGUUUUUGCCAUUUUUCCUCCUUAGGGGGCUCAGAUUUACCACAUGGGCAAAAGUAUCGCUACACCUGUCUUAAUACCUUUGUCCGUACGUCUCUUCAGGGACCGUGUCUUACUUAUGUAAGACUGUGUACCCUGGAGACAUCUGAACACAGUGUGGGGGAAUCUAAAACCAAAGAUCUCAUGAAAAUGUUUGACUCUUGUACGCAAAUCUCCAGGUAAGGCAGUAUUAUUACUCUGGACCCAGCAACAACACAAUACCUUAACUCUUUACAAAAAAGAUGCGUUCAAUGUUUAUGUUUGUGUGAGAGAGUGAUGGUGUGUGUUUGUUUUUUUUUUUUUUUUCAUAGUUCAGUGUUCAUUGACAAUAAAAAAAAGCAGUGCCUUAGACUUGCAAAAUUCCCUGCACAUUUUACCACAUGACUUAGCGGGGGGGAAAUGAGUGUUUUGCUGACGUUAGCUAGUUGCUAAGUGGUUCAUGACUCUUCCUGAUAAAUAUGCCUUGUGGACUUCUUUACGGGCCACUACAUAAAGUAAGGAAUCUGUAUGUAAGCCAAUAAAUCUUUGUACACCA
Molecule: messenger RNA, 2345 nt
Organism: Doryrhamphus excisus (bluestripe pipefish)
Lineage: Eukaryota; Metazoa; Chordata; Actinopteri; Syngnathiformes; Syngnathidae
Gene: fstl1b
Product: follistatin-like 1b
Biological process (GO): regulation of BMP signaling pathway; multicellular organism development; cell differentiation
Cellular component (GO): extracellular region
Molecular function (GO): protein binding; calcium ion binding
Source: RefSeq, a predicted model, not a curated record